This is a messenger RNA of Bactrocera neohumeralis, 1082 nucleotides long. RefSeq lists its product as uncharacterized. The coding region runs from base 312 to 911 and encodes 199 amino acids. The record is from RefSeq and is a predicted model, not a curated record. Lineage: Eukaryota; Metazoa; Arthropoda; Insecta; Diptera; Tephritidae. The transcript is spliced from 3 exons.
CUUUUCAUUUCCGAAAUAAGCGCCAGUCCAAGCGCACGUACCAUGAGGAAAACAUUACUCGAGGCUGUCUUGUCGGCACAAAAACUUCGUUAUUGCGAUUUUUGAGGGAGGAUUGUACAUUGUUCGCACAAAGCAACUGCAUUCUUCUAGCGGCAAAUAGAAUGUUAAGAGAGAGAGCGAACAGUCAAUGCAAUUUGGAAAGGAGAGCGUAUUAUUUACCUACAAACUCAUCCCUGUUGUUCACCUGGCAUGUGGACGAACAGCAGAAACUUCUCCUUGUCUGCCAAAACAAAACCAGUCGUUAAAGAAAAAUGGUUGAGGGCGGCAGUUUGAUUGUUUGCUAUCGGAAGCAAAUAAGUAACAUCCAUUACGAGGCCACAAAUCGUUACGAACAGAUCAUUAAGUUGAUUAUUCAGCGCUUCAAUAUUCCCGCCUCGCAUGAGCCAGCUCUGCUGAUCUCCACCGAAAACGGCAGAAUUUUUGAUAAGCUGCAGUUCGACUACUUUCUCACGCUCUUCCCGAACCCCAGCAUGGUUUUCUACAUACGUUAUGAUUACAAUCGUGCAGUCGGCAUCUUGCAGUCAACGCAACCGCAAGAGGAAGUUGCAAAAACAACAAUAGAGAGUGAUAUUCAAGUGAAAAACAAAAGAAAGAACCCAGCUGGUGAAGAUGAUGAUCAGUGUGCAUCGAAGUUUACGCCAGUCUAUCGUAUGAAUUGCUUUAUCUACGAAUAUCCUACAACUACUAUAAAAUUAACAAAUGACUGCGCUAAGAAGCAGAAAGCUAAUAUGAAGAAACAGUCACCGCGUAGCGAAUUUGUGAAGCGCGUGAAAAAGCGUUUGCAAAUGGGUGAAUUGAAAAAGCGCACAAUGAAGCCUUUGGCGCAAGUAAAGCGCUUUAUGCGGCUAUGAGCGGGAGGAUAAAGAGAAAAGCUUAGCAAUCGAUGACUACCGUUUUAUUAUUUAGAAUUAAGAUUUAUACAUUUUGCUUUUCACCAAACAAAAAUUAUUUCUUUUUUGGCUGACUGUAUACGACUAUAUUUAUAUUUAUGCUUAGUUAUUAAAUUAAUUUAAAUUUAUGAA